UGUGCUGCUACUCGUACGUGUCGGCCAAAGCGACGAACGGGCAUCCAACGGUUCGUGCCCUCUUCUCUCUCGCACGUUGAGGAUAAGGUGACUAUGACAGAUUGGGAGGGGGAAGGCACUAUGGGUUGAAGCAAGAAAUUGAGACUGUGCCACGCGCCAGGAUCUCUAGUAUCACGUUGUCUUCCGCCUUUUUCACUUGGGUUGACGUUUUCUCGAGCAAGUGUAAAUUUUGUGUACUUCAAACGUAAGUGAGAUGCUGCAAGAAUUGCAGUUGCUUCUGCUGUUCCUGACUUGCUUCGUGGUCCCGAGCAGCCAAUGGCCUUACUCGCUCUGGUCCAGCAAAUCUCAAUCCCAACAGUCAGUGCGUAAUGUUUUCCGUACCGGCAAAUUUCUUCCUAGGGUUCUUAAUUUUUUUCCUGAGCCUGUAGAAGAAGAAUGCAUUUCCAUGGAUAAUCGUCGCCGUGGAAUUUGUAUGAAUACGUAUGAGUGUCGUUUACAACGUGGUACCUUUCAUGGACCUUGUGCUCUCGGUUUCGGAGUCUGCUGCAUUUUCUUCAAGAAGAUGCACUCACCCUUUCAACAACACCUUGAAUGGAUCCUCGCCACAUUACCAAUAACUGAGAUUCAAGCCUUCUCAGCAAAUACUCCUUGGAAAAAACACGAAUUCACCUCUGUGGAAGUAUUCAACAAGAGUACAGCAGAUAAAGGUAUUGGAAGAAUAACUCAAAGGGGCUAUAAGGGACGAAAACAACAUGUACAAGGAUAG
This is a messenger RNA of Ceratosolen solmsi marchali, 766 nucleotides long. RefSeq lists its product as uncharacterized. The record is from RefSeq and is a predicted model, not a curated record. Lineage: Eukaryota; Metazoa; Arthropoda; Insecta; Hymenoptera; Agaonidae. The transcript is spliced from 3 exons. The coding region runs from base 254 to 766 and encodes 170 amino acids.